Onychostoma macrolepis is the source of this 4757-nucleotide messenger RNA. RefSeq names its product nuclear protein, ataxia-telangiectasia locus (gene npat). The transcript has 17 exons. Gene Ontology annotation, cellular component: nucleus. Gene Ontology annotation, molecular function: transcription coregulator activity; protein binding. The record is from RefSeq and is a predicted model, not a curated record. The coding region runs from base 173 to 4327 and encodes 1384 amino acids. NCBI's taxonomy places the organism in Eukaryota, Metazoa, Chordata, Actinopteri, Cypriniformes, Cyprinidae.
CAAUAUCCGGGUCAGAGGAGGCGAAUUUCCGCGCCUUUUCGUAGUCGAGAUGGAUGAGGGGGUCAAACAACCUACAAUAUUUCAACUGCAUUAUCACAUUAUGGACUAAAUUAAAUUUUAAUACACAUGCUUCAAAUGCAGAUGAUUUGGUGAAACAGGAUAACAUCGAAGUAUGUUGCUCCCGUCUGACGUCGCUAGACUUGUGCUGGGCUACCUGCAGCAAGAAGGGCUCACUGCCACAAGCCGAGCCUUCAUCUAUGAGAGUCCAAACCUGAAGGAAUAUGCCGAGCACAGCUCAGAGGACGGGGUCAUCCCUGCCUGUGUGUUUUCUCUUUUUGGAAAAAACCUGAUUACGAUUUUAAAUGAAUAUGUUGCUGUUAAAGCAAAAGAAACAAGUCAAGAAAAUCAAAUCCCAGUUGUGAUGACAUCAUUAUGGAAAAAGCUGGACUUCACACUCAACCAAAUCAAGUCUUUGCAGAAUUCUCCUGCAGUGCAGCUGAAUCAACGACUUCGCACUAUGAAUAGCAUUCAAAAUAUGAGACGUCAACAGAGACCCUUGUUGGCAUCACAGUCUCCCAUCAUUGGGCACCUACCCAUGACUCCAGCAAUUCAGUGUGUCCCCAGCACUGUGUCCACCCCUCAAGGCAUGCUGGGACAUUCCACCCCAGUGUCUUACACUUCCCAGCAUACCAGGCCUUCCACUCUCUGCCUUAGUCAGCCAGGGGAGUCACCGUUGCAGAUAUUGGUUCCUGAUAAUAGACUGAAUCCAGGACCUUUGUCUCCAGCCCGCAGGAAAUGUGACUCACCGAGGCGGAGAGGAGGUGGUCAGUUGGGUGCCAGCGGGACAAGCAGGGCCACUGUAGUGUCCAGCACUCUCAUUGUGGAAUCUCAAAGUGAAGAAACUGUGACGGAGAACUUGUCUCAAAUAGUUAUAGAAAAUGCCAGAGAAAAAAUUCUCAAUGAUAGAUCCUUACAAGAAAAACUUGCUGAAAACAUCAACAAAAUCUUGGCAAGUGAUAAUAGUCCUCAGACAUCAAAAGCUGCCUGCAGUACUGUGGAACAAGAGCAGUCGAUUGAUGAAAUCCUGGGCCUCCAGGGGGAAAUUCAUAUGACGGAUGAUGCCAUCCAAGACAUAUUGGCGCAGACAGAGUCAGACCCAGCAUUUCAGGCACUCUUUGACCUCUUCGACUAUGGGAAAAGUAAAACGGCUGAAGGCAGUGAACAUGCUGAUGGGAGCUUCAGUACUAUUACCAGCGCACAAGAGAGUGAUGAGACCGGGCAUGUAGACAGCGCUUCUGAAACCGGCACUGGACAGGAGGAUUCCACAUCAGGAGCAGAAAGUAGUGCACAAAAACUAAGCACCCAGUCUGAGUCAAAAAGCAAAAAGAAAUCAUCCAGCCUUCGUAAUGCGACAAAGUCUGCUUCCACAGCUUCACAGCCACGUAUCGUAACCAAACAAACUGGACGAGGAUCCACAAACUCCAAAAGAGGACUAGCCAGGACUAGAGUUUUAUCUGGUAAUAAACAAUCCAAAGGUGCCACUUCAACUUCAGGGUUGAACGAUAAAGUGGAUUCGCGUCCACCUGACCAAACCGUAUCAAGCUCUUCUUUGACCGAGGAAGGAGUUGGCAUGGAGAUAGAUGAACCAGAAAAUGAAGCCUCUGAGAGUGUAAAUAUCCAGCUAGUUACUCUGGAGAGCUCAAAUGCCAACGAAACAUCAAAUGACAAUACAAGCAGUCAAGUUCCUGUUUCAAGUGAGACAUCGCAAACCACAUCCCCUACAGAAACCUCAAAUAACGCAUCUGUGAAUGAGCCUGGGAGAGUAACAGGAAUGACCAUUGGACAGAAUGAGGAUAUGGGAACCUCUUUAUCCGUUCAAAGUGAAGCUGUGCCCUCACUUUGCUUGCCUCAACCUGACACAGACACAUCCGCCAAAAUGGCUUCUCCGCCCUCUUCAAACAAGACUGCUUUAACGCCUUCCAGCAUUCAGACUCAGUCCAGUACUGUCAAAAGCAAUCUACCUACAUCAGGUGCUUCAUCUACUGCCACUACGCCAUGCAUUUCUGAUGCCCCGGCCAGGGAGCUUGAUCCCAAUAAGAUUGUGUCUCUGAAAAUCAUCAUCAGUGACGAUCAGGACGAGAUCUCAACUGAUGCAGCACUGAACCAGGCAGUUUCCAGCAUCACCAGUGACCACAUCCCCACCAUCUUCCUGUCCUCUCCUGCCAAAUCGCCUGCCAAGACUUUGCCCGCAACCUCUGCAGUCAUAACCCAAGAGGAAACGGCUCAGGCUGUGAGCUGCUUACAGGGGGCAGAGGGUGUUGGAUCAUUCGGAACACCUACGAGGAGCGUGCAGAGUAGUGGACAGCUUGCGUUGGGACGUCCCGCAGGUCAGGAAACCGGUUUCAUUCAGCUGUUGCAAGCUAACCCCACCUUUGGGCCUUCAAGUAGCUUUUUUGUCGUAACCGAUCCGGCUGCUGCCGAACAGCGGUCAAAUGUUGUGCUGCUUCCAAGUAAUGUGCCUCAAGGGACCGUGUCUUCAAUGCCGAAUGUGGUAGCGACUCCACCUCGCCAGAGGACUGUGGUGUCCAUGGGAGCAAAUGUCUCUCAGACCUAUUCGCCUGGAUCCACAAUCAUUAUAUCUUCUCCAGUUCAGCCCAUGUUACAAAAUGUGAUGCUUCCAGUAUCUGUGAUGGGGCAAAAUACUGGAAAACUCACAGUCCUUCCCAAUCAGAUGUUGACUUUGCCGUGUGCAGCCACUGUAAGGCAGCCUGCAAAAGUUAUUUCUCAACAUAAAUUGGCACCCAAGGAAAACACCGAUAUGGGUAAAACCGGCACAUCUGGGUCUGGUCAAGUGCUUCCCCAGACCUCUGAGCAACAAAAGAGUGUGAGCGCAACAAGCCCCAGCCAUCGGCGGAUACUUUGCUUUGACGUCACACCUGAAAUCACUGCAGCUGGCCAGAAUUCUUUACAGACAUGCACACUCACGUCCUCUGCUGUUACUUCCUCUCCAGCUCAGCAGGUUCAAAAAGAAAUCACACAGACUGAACCGAAACAGCCUUUAGUUUCUGACACCUGCAAAAGAAGAAUAGAAACAGUUAGGCUGCCAGAAGUAAAUCCCAAAGCGGGUAUAAAGAACUCUGAAAAAGUCACCAUAUUUCAUCAACAAAAAGAAGCCCCAAAAAGCAAAGUGACUGAAAAGGGACCAAAUUUAAUUGUUUUAUCAAAUGCCAAGUCUUCCAACAAAGCUGCCAUUGAGCCAGAGGCUCUCAUUAGAUCAGAAUCGCUGAAAAAAUCACAAGCAUCACAGAAGGAAGAUGGAGGAGUGGUUUCAAAAUCUUCUGCUCCAGGGCCAAAGCAGAAACCAGCAGGCAACACAAAGGACAGCACACAAGAAGAAUCCCGUGAAAAGAAGCAGUUAAAAGCAGCAGAAAGAUCCUCAGAAAAAACUGCCUUACAGAACUCUCCAGGCGUCACUGCAAAUAAAGAAAAUGAGCUGGAGAGCUGUCAGCGUCAGACACUCGUACGCCCCUCUGAGGAUGUCACACCUUCUAUGGCAAAAUCUACAACACCUGUAUCAAGCAGUUCCAGUAAAACCUUAUGUAAGACAAGCCCUCUAACUAAACAGGCCGUUGAGAUGCUGCAGGACAUACAAGGCCAAGCUCCUGCGGCCACUCCACCGAAGAGACCGGUGGCCGGAUGUCCAGAUCUCCCGCUCCCGAGAACACCUGGACCAGGACGUGCACAGGAGGAGCUGACGGAUGGAUUGAGAACCCCGUCCCGACAAAGGCUCAGGAGGGAGGGUGAAAGCACGCCAAGGCAUCUCCCCCCUCCUGCCACACCCGAUAUCCCCUCCUGCAGUCCUGCCAGCGAGGCGGGGAGUGAGAACAGCAUCAACAUGGCCGCCCACACUCUCAUGAUCCUGUCACGCGCCGCCAGGACAGGAGGUCCUCUGAAAGACAGCUUGCGUCAAGAGGAGGCCAGUGCUGGGAAAUCUGCCAUUCCUAAAGGAAAGAAGCGAAAGCAAAUUGAAUCAAGCCCUCCUGCAAAGAAAGAGCUACAGCUUUCCAGCUCCUCGAGCAGUAAAAGAAAUCUAAGAAACAGAAGAAGCUGCUGGACUCCUUUCCUGAAGACUUGGAUGUUGAUAAAUUCCUGUCAUCCCUGCACUAUGAUGAGUAACGACGCUGAGGACGAGCCGUGCUGCUGGCCACCAUUUCAGGGACAUAACAAGCCAUGUGUGCUACUGAGAAUGAUAAAAUGGAUCUAUUCAGUACCCGUUCUGAAUAGCUGCUUUCUGUUUUACAUCCAGAAUGUGAGAUAUUGUACAUAGAGACUAUAUUAGCCUAAUAAUCAUAUUCAUACAUUUAAGAUGUUCAUAUACAGGCCCAAACUAAUUAAGCACUCUUCAAAACAGACAAACUGUCAUUUUUGACUGCAUUUGUGAAAGAGUGUCAGAUCAGCUGCUCCAUUGCAACCAGCUGUUGUUUAGUUCGUUGCCUUUUAUGUUUUCCAUCAACUGCACCAUGUGACUACAUUUGUGAACAUUUUUAAGAGAGGUGAUUUCCUUUGUACAGCCUCUAGGUGGUAUUCUUCCUUUACAGUAUGGAUAGAAAAGUUGAACAUUAUUGCUUUCUGUCCUUUAGAUGGUUUAUUAUAUGAUGUAUUUUAAUAAAUCGCUAUAUGAUUGAAUAUUAUUUUAAUGAUUUCUGUGUCCAGCUGUGGCAUAUUUAUAUGGAGCAGACCUGCAGCAGUUGCAUAUG